This is a messenger RNA of Drosophila obscura, 2083 nucleotides long. RefSeq names its product zinc finger protein OZF-like. The transcript has 2 exons. The record is from RefSeq and is a predicted model, not a curated record. Gene Ontology annotation, cellular component: nucleus. Gene Ontology annotation, molecular function: DNA-binding transcription factor activity, RNA polymerase II-specific; zinc ion binding; RNA polymerase II transcription regulatory region sequence-specific DNA binding. Lineage: Eukaryota; Metazoa; Arthropoda; Insecta; Diptera; Drosophilidae. Bases 155 to 1834 code for a protein of 559 amino acids. Gene Ontology annotation, biological process: regulation of transcription by RNA polymerase II.
UUCUGAAACAUCCCUUCGAUUUAUUCCGAUAACAAUAACAUUACAACAUAUGUUUGCGGCGCCUAACAGCAUAUUUUUCUUCUACAUUUUUCUCAAAACAAAACAAUCCGAGCAAGAAACAUAAGAAAUUCAGAAAAUCCGCACAAUUUGGAAAAUGGAGGAACUAUGCAGAGUUUGCAUGGGAACGUCUGAAGCCUUCACAAACAUUUUCGAUGUGACAGAAAAGUGGGACACUUCGAUUGGUGACAUGAUUGCCCAGUGUACCGGGUACGUGGUUAGGCGAGGUGACUCACUACCAGAAAUCAUAUGUCCGCCUUGCCUUGAGGAUGCUGUGAAUGCAUUCAAUCUUAUAAAAACCUGUGAGCAGAGCCAUCAACUAUAUUUCACCCAGAUGGAAGAGGAUGAAGAAGAAGAGCUGUGUGAUGAUCCGAAAGACAAGGACUGGAAGCCGCCACCUAACGAAAGUGAGCUAUCGCAACAAAUUGAAACCGAUGCUAAAAUACAUCGAAAUAAUACUGAUAAGACGGAUAAUCCAAAACGACCCCACAAAUGCUCCCACUGCUCGAAAUCCUAUCCACGAAAAUGCGAUCUCAGAUUACACUUCCGUAACCACACUGGUGAACGACCCUACAUAUGCUCCGUAUGUUCGAAAACUUUCGCACAAAAAUCCAAUCUUGAAAAACACAUCCGUACGCACUCGAGUGACAAACCAUUCAAAUGCCCCGACUGCCCAAAAUCCUUUCAACUAAAAACCUAUCUCAUGGGACACAUGCUUACCCACAGAGGGGAUCGACCCUGUCUAUGUUCGUACUGCGGAAAGUCUUUUUCGUAUAAUUACGAGCUCGAAAAACACAUUCGUACUCACACGGGAGAGCGUCCGUUUAAGUGUAUUCACUGCCCCAAGGACUUUGUUCAGCUCAAAUCUCUCAAUUCUCAUAUGCGUAUGCACACGACGGAACGAGAACAAUCUUACCAGUGUCCUCACUGUUCCAAAGUUUUUAAAAAUCAAACCAGCCUAAGAACUCACAUUCGAAUGCAUACGGAUGAAAAACCGUUCACAUGUAGCGAAUGCUCAAAGUCCUUCCUAUACAAAUCCCAUCUUAAUGCACACAUGCGUAUUCACACAGGGGUUCGACCCCAUAAAUGCUCUCACUGCUCGAUGUCAUUUCUACAAAACUCCCAUCUCCAAGUACACAGUCGUAUCCACACGGGAGAAAACCCCUACAAAUGUCCACACUGCUCCAGGUUAUUUAAAUACAAUAACAGAAGCUACAAACAACAUAUCCUUAAUCACACAAGCAACAAUGACUUGACGAGCGAUGAGCGACCGUACAAGUGCUUGCACUGCUCCAAGUCCUUUUCCCUAGCUGGAACUCUUGGGGUUCACCUCCGUACACAUAUCACCGAACGAGCCUACAAAUGCUCCGAGUGCUCAAAGUCGUUCAAACAAAAAUACGAACUCAAAAUACACAUCCGUACGCACACUGGAGAGCGACCAUAUCAGUGCAGUCAAUGUUCGAAAUCGUUUACACAAAAAUCUGGCCUCAGUGUGCACAUCCGUACGCACACUGGAGAAUCUCCAUACGAGUGUUCUUACUGCGAAAAGUCCUUUAAAAAAAAAAGCCACCUGCAAAUACAUACCCGUACUCACACAGGAGAUCGACCCUACUCGUGCUCUCACUGCUUGAAGUCAUUCAAUCAAAAGCCCCAUCUCGCCAAACAUGUCCUUACUCACACUGAGGGAAAACUCCACACAUGUUCUUACUGCCCAAGAACCUUUAAGAAGAACUCUCAUCUUCAAAGACACACCCGAACUCACAAUAAACGGCCCUAAAGUGUUACAGAUGGAAAAAUUAAAUUUUUGAGAUAAAAUAUACACGCCACAUAAAGAAUGUCCCUUGCGAGUCCAGACGACCUCUAAAAAAGAAAAUGAAGCAGUUGAAGAUACUGAUAACUGAUACUGAUCAUAUAAAGAGGAUAGAACGCAGAACGAUUUUUGGCAUGUUUGCUACUCGAUAAUUAAUUUAACUUUAGUUAUUCCUGGAAAGUCCCAAAAAUGUAUUGUAUUAUUCAAUUUAAAUAU